AUGCAAACUUACUAUUAUUCCCGUCCUACUCCUCAAGAUGUGUUAAUAGAGGAACGCGAUUGGAAUCAAACUAAUACGUCUUACAGUGGUUCCGAAAUUUAUGAAUGGAAUCUUGAUGGCUUAACUAAUAGACAGUUAACUAUUCUUGUACAUAGAAUGCUUAUGUAUUCAACUAUCUGUAAAAGUGUUAAGAACACAGAUAGAACUAUUUACAAAAUGAUUAUUGCAGGCUUUACUGGCCAGCUUCGUGGCUGGUGGGAUAACUAUCUAUCUGUUGAAGAAAAAGCAACGGUUAUUAAUGCGACCGCUGUUGACGAAGGGGUUGAUAAUAUAGGCAUGGCUCUAGUUAAAGGUAGAGAAGAUGCUGUUUAUACCCUUAUCCUUACAAUUCUAGAAUAUUUUAACGGUAGAUUUACCAAUCAGCAUGAGACCGUCCGUACUUUACUAAAUGAGCUUAGAUGUAGGACCCUUAGUGAAUUUAGAUGGUACAAAGAUACUUUUAUGAGUAUGGUUAUGGAGCUACCCGAAAACAAGUAUGAACAUUGGAAAGCUAAGUUUAUAGACGGCCUUCCCUCCUUAUUCGCUGAAAGAUUCGGUUUACCCGGAACCUCUACUCAAAGUAAGAAGAAGAAGAAAAACAGAUAUCAUAGGUAUCCUAACCCUGAUAGCCCGUAUAAGAAAAAGAGGUCUAGAUAUAGAUCUAAGGAAGAGCGUGAUACUAGAAAAGCGCAUCGGAAAUCUACUCGAUUUACGAAGAAUAGAUCAAAGAGAGAUCUCGCUGAUAUUAAGUGUUAUAAGUGUGGAAAAUUUGGGCAUAUCGCUCCAAAUUGCAAGCUUCAAAAGCUAAAGGCCUUAGAACUAGACGAUGGGUUACGUGACAAAGUUUAUAACUUGUUAUACACUUCCGGAUCAGAUUCUGAUUAUACUUAUUCUGAGACUGAGUCUGAAGCUGAGAUUGAUCUGAUAGAUUUAUCUGAAAGUAGUAAAGAUUUGGAUAAUACUUGCGCCGCUUGUAAAGGAAUGAUGCAGGUUGUUACGGCUCAUAAGUGGUACAUUAAAUGUACUAUCUUGAUUGAUAAUACUUUCUCUCUAACUGAUGUAGCAAUGAUUGAUAGUGGAGCAGAUAUGGCUGUUGAUGUUUGCGCUGAUCACCCUAGUGCCUUUUGGAACCGAAAAAAGCAUAUUGUAACUCUUCCUUACGAAGAAAACUUCUCCGAGGAUGAUAUCCCCACUAAAUCUCGACCUUGCCAGAUGAAUGCUGAAUUGGUCGAAUUCUGCAAAAAUGAAAUUGAUAAUUUGUUAGAAAAGGAUUUGAUAAAACCCUCAAAAUCUCCUUGGUCAUGUUCUGCCUUUUAUAUUAAUAAUGCUGCGGAAAAGGAACGUG
This is a messenger RNA of Nicotiana tabacum (common tobacco), 1384 nucleotides long. NCBI's taxonomy places the organism in Eukaryota, Viridiplantae, Streptophyta, Magnoliopsida, Solanales, Solanaceae. The record is from RefSeq and is a predicted model, not a curated record.